Aspergillus glaucus CBS 516.65 is the source of this 1113-nucleotide messenger RNA. Its product is annotated as Saf4/Yju2 family protein. The record is from RefSeq and is a predicted model, not a curated record. Bases 1 to 1113 code for a protein of 370 amino acids. Gene Ontology annotation, biological process: mRNA splicing, via spliceosome. Gene Ontology annotation, cellular component: U2-type spliceosomal complex; post-mRNA release spliceosomal complex. Lineage: Eukaryota; Fungi; Ascomycota; Eurotiomycetes; Eurotiales; Aspergillaceae. The transcript has 3 exons.
AUGCAGGGCUUCAAUAUGGGGAGGUACUACCCCCCCGACAACACCGGCACCCCCACAAACUUCAACAAACACACGCGCACGAAAACCACCCCAACCGUCCGCUUCGAAAUGCCCUUCGCAAUCUGGUGCACAACCUGCACCCCCCACGAGACUAUAAUCGGACAAGGCGUACGCUUCAACGCCGAGAAAAAGAAAGUCGGAAACUACUAUUCCACCCCGAUAUUCAGUUUCCGGAUGAAACAUACCGCGUGCGGGGGGUGGAUUGAGAUUCGCACGGAUCCGAAGAAUACGGCGUAUGUGGUUACCGAGGGGGCGAGGAAGAGGGAGACUGGGGAGGAUCAGGUUCCGGCUGUCGCGGGGUUGGGGGAGAUUGCGCUUAAGCUUGGGAGGGAGGGGAAGGAGGGGGGUGAUGAUCCGUUGGCGAGGUUGGAGGGGAAGGUUGUUGAUAAGAGGCGCGCGGAGACGGAGAGUUCGAGGAUUUUGGAGCUGCAGGAGCGGCAGAGUCGUGACUGGGAUGAUCCGUAUGAGAAGUCGAGGCGGUUGCGGAGGUCGUUUCGGGUUGAGAGGAAACAGCUUGAGCGCACGGAGAAGGGUACGGAGGCGUUGAAGGAUAAGAUGAGUUUGGGGAUUGAGUUGGUUGCCGAGAAUGAGGAAGAUAAGGUGAGGGCUGGGUUGGUGGAUUUCGGUGGUGCUGCUGCUCCCGAGUCUGUGGAGGAUGCGGUGCGGGCUACGCGGUUACGGCCGUUAUUCGCUGUGGAUGCUCGAAAGGAGAAAGAUGGGAAAGAGAAGAAGCAUGGGAGAGUUCGAACGGCGGAUUUACUGGCAAAUCGCAAAGCUGCGUUUCGACACGAGUUGACGGGGAAUACUCGCGCGGCCGUGGAUCCGUUUUUGAAUGCUGUGGAUGAAGAUGCGUGGCAGCCUGAAGUUAAGAGACGGAGGAUAGCAAAGGCGUCUGUUCACGCUGGGACUGAGAAGGACGGGCCGAAUGUCGAGGCCCAAAGCAAUGGCAGGGCUUCUGGACCGCAGCCUCAACCUCAACCCAAGAUGAAAAAGCCGCUUGAAAAGAACCCGGCUCCAGUUGCAUUGGUGGAUUACGGAUCGGAUUCUUCGUAA